UUGAAGGGAAAAUUCAGCCGAAUUUUAAUGCACUCCUCACGUCCGCAUCUCCGGAAACUUCUUUUAGUUAUAGAAUCUUUUUGCUAUUUUUAUUUUUUCCAAACCUCUUUCUGCGUAACCAAACAACUAUUAGCCAUAAAGAACGAGAGACAGAGAGCGAUCUAAAAGACUUCGUCUUCAACGUUUAACUGUUCAUUUGUUCGAAGAUGUCGUAGUCUAGGAGGUCAAGGUAUUCUCGUUCUCCUUCCCCGUACAAGCGAUACAGCAGGUCUUUCUCAAGAUCUUUGUCAAGGGCAAAGAGUCGUUCGAGGAGUUCUGAAAGUGACGUUGAAAAUCCUGGGAACAAUUUGUAUGUGACAGGCUUGUCGCCUCAGAUCACCAAGAGAGAGUUGGAGAAGCAUUUUGCAAGUGAGGGAAAUGUGAUUGAUGUUCAUCUUGUGGUUGAUCCGUGGAUGAGGGAAUCUCGUGGGUUUGGGUUUGUUACAAUGGCCAGUAAUGAAGAAGCUGAUUGCUGCAUCAAGUAUUUGAACCACUCUAUUCUUGAAGGACGUGUCAUUACAGUGGAGAAGGCGAGGAGGUGUAGGGGGAGAACCCCUACCCCAGGAAGGUAUUUGGGGUCGAGAACCAUUCGUGUGCGUUGUCGAUCACCAAGCUACUCACCUGAGCGAUCUCCUAGCUAUUCUCCUUAUUCAAGGAGCUGGAGUCAGUCACAUCGUUAUUCAUCUGAUAGGAGUAGGAGCAGAUCUUGCUCCCGUCGGCACAGGUUCUACUCACGUUCUUCCUCCCCAUAUAGCAGAUCGCCAGAUGAUGGCUACUAUAGAAGACGGGACCGUUCUUGCUCUCCUGAUGAUAGAUACUACAGAAGGCGUGAUAGGUCCUACUCACCCGAUGACUUUUACUACCAUAGACGGGACCAUUCCUACUCACCAGAUGACUUUUACUACCAUAGAAGGUGGGAUCGUUCGUACACUCCAGAGGAUCAUUACGGUAGGAGGUGUGACAGGUCCUACUGUCGAAGCCCUGCACCUCGGUCAAGGAGAGCUUCAAGGAGAAGUUACUCAUAUAGUGGUAGCCCCAAGAGAAGAACCAGCUCAAGGAGUUACUCACGCAGCACUUCCCCUGUAGAGAGGAGGUCAAGGAGGAGCUACUCACAGAGCAUAUCUCCGCCACCUAGGAAAAGCUCCAGGAGUUCCAAGCAGGAAUGGUCUAAUGACAGCUACCCCAGAAGUAGAAGUGCAAGUCGGACUUCCAGAUCUGUUUCAAGAUCAGUUACUCCUUGACCUAAUUCUUCUGCCUGAAGAAGAUAAUAAAGGAUUUCCAUUUUGCUUUAGUUCUUCGGUUAACCGUGACGUAUAUUGAACGAAUGCCCUAUUCUUGUAGUUUCAGGAGAACUUGAUGUUUUUCAAUAAUUGGGCUGGUUCAUCUAGAGAAGUCAUUUGUCAAAUGUCACUAGAAUUUUGCUCAAACCUUUUUUCGAUCUGGAUUUGAUCUUUGAUGAGUCGGCUACCCAAAUGUCUACCUGUUUGGCUUUUCAGGUAAAGGUUUAUUGCGUAAGGGAGCAGUUUAACAUGUCAACCACGACAUUCUUCUAACAGCCGCGCAAAUGUCAAGCAGUUUUCUCUUAGGCAUCGACCAAAAAGAGAAAAAAGUUUCGUCCGAGUCAACUGAAACCAAAACGUAAACUGUAUAAAAAGCCAUGGCUUUCGAUCAAUAAUAUGUUUGGACAAGAAUAAGAUUGCGUCAGACUCGAACAGGAAAAAAAAAAAAAGAUGGUUUCGGAGUUUCAGAGUUAAAAUCUAACGACUAGCUGCCACAAGCGACCAUAAUUGGCAUAAUCUACAACUUC
Molecule: messenger RNA, 1846 nt
Organism: Durio zibethinus
Lineage: Eukaryota; Viridiplantae; Streptophyta; Magnoliopsida; Malvales; Malvaceae
Molecular function (GO): RNA binding
Source: RefSeq, a predicted model, not a curated record